AAAAAGGAUAAGAGAAGAAGGUAAAAAACAAGAGGUGAAGAGAGAGAAACAAGCUUGGAGUAACGCUGGAGAAACUGAAUGAGGAGGUGAAGAGAAGGAGAGCAAGCAAAGAAAAGUCAAGAUUAGAAACAAAGAAAGGAGAAAGAGGGGGGGAAAAGCGAUGUGACUGGGAAGGAGGUGAUUUGAAAGGUGGACGGAGGAAUUAAGCAAGAAAAGAAGGGAAAUAAUAAGUGAUUGCAGAUGUGAGGAGGAGAAAAUAGAAGACAGCUGAUGUGACUUUUGGGAUUAAAACAAAGUGACCUGGAGGAAGAGGAGAAGAAAGAAAAAAAGAAAGAAAAAGAAGAGGAGGAGGACGAGGAGCAGUAGAUGUGACUGUUUGCAGAGCGUUAACUAACACUUGAACUGUGUGUGAGGAGCAGAUCUGAUCCUGAUGAUGGGCUGCUGUCUGUUUGUUUACUAUCGGAAGAAGAGGAAGCAGGCCAGCAGAGAUGCAGACUCCCUCAGUCUCUGCAGUCUGGACAUCAACGAGCCCAGCACCAAGCGGAGUAAACCUGUAUCCAGGGUUACGUCUCUGGCCAACCUGCUGCCGCCUGUCAAGACUGCACCGCUGAAGAGGAUCGGUCAGACGCUGCAGCGCACCAUCAGUUUUCGUAAUGAGGGUCGGACUGAGAGAGCCGCUCCUCCUCCCCCUUCAUCCUCUACGAUGAAGAAUCGGGUUAUCUCAGCGACCGUCUCCAACCCUUCCUCCUCCAUGACUGCAACACGGGUUUCCACAGCAACAGCCCCAGCCGCCAAGCGCCGUGACAGCAAGCUUUGGAGCGAGACGUUUGACGUCCGGCUGGGAGCGACGCAAACUCUGAGCCCGAAAGAGAUAAAACGACAAGAGGCUAUAUUUGAGUUGGCCCAGGGUGAGCAAGACUUGGUAGAGGACCUCAAGUUGGCCAAGAAGGCCUACCAUGACCCAAUGCUGAAGCUGUCAAUCAUGACUGAACAGGAACUGAACCAGAUCUUCGGUACUCUGGACUCCCUGAUACCGCUGCAUGAAGACCUCCUGAGUCGCCUCCGUGACGCCAGAAAACCUGACGGGUCCACAGAACAUGUGGGACAAAUCCUGACUGACUGGCUGCCCUGUCUCUCCUCCUACACUCCGUACUGCAGUAACCAGGUGAAGGCUAAAGCCCUGUUGGAUCAGAAGAAGCAGGAUCUGCGGGUCCAGGACUUCUUGCAGCGCUGCCUCCAGUCGCCCUUUAGCAGGAAGUUGGACUUGUGGAACUUCCUAGACAUCCCCCGCAGCCGGGUGGUGAAAUACCCAUUGCUGCUGAGGGAGAUCCUGAAGCACACGCCCAACGACCACCCGGAUCGACAGCACCUGGACGAGGCGAUGCUGAUGGUUCAGAGUGUGGUGGCAGACAUCAACAGACGGACGGGAGAGUCUGAGUGUCAGUACUACAAAGACCGUCUGUUGUACGCGGAGGACGGACUGAAGGACGGACUCAUUGAUCAGUCCCGGACCCUUUGCUGUCACGGAGAACUGAAAAACAACAGAGGACUCAAGCUCCACGUGUUUCUGUUCCAGGACGUUCUCGUCAUCACCAGGUCCCUCACGCUUUACGACCAGCAAAUCAACUACCAGCUCUGCCGCCAGCCAAUCCCCAUCCGGCAGCUGGACCUGGAGGACCUAUCAGACGGAGAGAUAAGAGUGGGCGGGUCCAUCAGAGGGGCCUUCAGCAACAACGAGCGGACAAAGAACUUCUUUCGGGUUUCGUCCCGCAGCGGAGGUCAACUGCAGAGCCACUGCUUCCAGGCCAGCGACGCCUUCAACAAACAGCAGUGGAUCAACUGCAUCAGACAAGCCAAGGAAGCAGCAGCACUGACAGGAGAUCAGCCACCACAGACAGGACAGUGUCUGGAGACAGGGCUGGGUGGACAGAUAGGGCCGCUUACUGAAACAGGUCUGAGUGUGCCGAGCGAAUCAGAGUUUGAAAAUGAAAAAACAAUGUGGGCGGAGAUGAAGACAGGGCUGGGUUUCGAAGGUGAGGUAGGUCUGAGUGGGGGAAAAAAUUUGGCUAAAGAGGCAGGGGUGGGUUUGAUUCUUGAGACAGCGACUGGUCAGGAGGUGGAGACAAGUUUGGGUGUGGAUGGUGGGACGGUGCUGGAAUCAGAUGGAGAAACAGGGAUGAACGGUGAUUCGAGGCUGGAAAUGAGUGAGACAGAGGCGGGUGUAAAGACGGAGGCAGGACAGGGUGCAGGUGAUGAGACGGGGGCAGACUUGAGGAUGAAGAUGGAUGGAGGAGGAGAAGGAGAUGAAGAGACUCUUAGUGGAGGUGCUAAUGAUGUUCCCACCUCCAUCCUUCCCUUCUCUCCUUCUCCCUGUCAAGAGGAUGAGGAGGGGGAGAAGGUGGUGAUGGAGGAGGAGCAGAGUGGCACUCAGGAGCAGGAUGAGGUUGUCAUGGACACCAGCGAGGUUGACUCAUCACCACAGGGCGAGGAGCUGACCCUCAGAUGCUGAUGCUAGGACGACACACUGAAGGACUGGCGACGCAGCCAAUCAAAACUUCUGAUUUCACGAUGAUGUCACUGAACAAAGCCAAAGAACAUCGACACUCAAACAAACUCGUCAAGACUCGUUAACCAACGUGUUCUGGAACUCUGCAGCUGCUGUAGCCUGACCACUUGUAACCACGGUAACCACGGUAACCACAGUAACCACUUGAUUCUAGAAUGCCACAGCAACAGAACGGAACACUGGCCCCCAUGUGACUCUACUAACUAAGAUCCAAGAUGGUGCCCCAUUCGCUCCAAUGAAAGCUACAAAAAUAUAGAAAAUUAGAGCAACUUCCCACAGACUCCACGCACACCAGUUUAUUUACUUGUAUACUAAUACGGCUCCUCAAGGCUGUAAUUUUUAUCUGACCUAAUUACACAAAUUCAGAUUUUAAACGAAGACUGAAGUGAGACUGUUUGCAUUGCUCCAGAGGAAAAAAACUACUGGAGCACAUUGAUUGAUUUGCAGCCUUUAAUACAACCAAUAGGUGUGUUUGUGACGCUCAUGCAUAUGGAAAAAAAUGUUUUGGUUUAGUGGGUGUCAAGUAACAGCUCCAACUGCAACUGUAGCCAAAAACUGCCUCACAGCCCAAUACUGUUCCUGGGGACUUGACCUUUUAUCAUGUAACUACAGUAUGAGUGCCACUGUCGUCCGUGUCAGUGGCAUCAUGUUACUCUUCUAAUCAUAGUGCACCAGAUUAGAGCGUGAUAGUUUUUUCCUUGUUUGUUUGAUCCCUGUUUAAUUAAUACUAAAUUUGUUUCUUUAUUGCCAACAUUAGCUCUCUUGUAUUUUGCACUGGAUAAGUCGUUGUACAAUCUCUGGUUGGCUGCCAAUAGUCUUGGCCACCUUGUACAAAGGUGGACCAGUAUUUUUACAACUGUUACAUAACAAAGUUAUGUCAUCAUGGUUGUAAAUAUCACAGGUAUCAACAUUUUUAAAAUCACGUUUGCAAAUGUCGUUAGAUAAAGGGAAUGCAUUCAACACAUUAAAAAAAAAAAAAAAAUUAAUUCAACUUAAGAUAAUGUCUGAAAACACUGGAGAAAACAGCUGUGCUGGCUCUGCUCUGAUGGAAUAACAGCAGACUAAGUUAGAGAGUAGCUGGUGAAAAAAAGGCAACAUUUAGCAAUUAAGAGCCAGAUAUAAAGAGUGCGGUCUAGACUUGCUCUAUGUAAAAAGUGCCUUGAGAUAACUUCUGCUGUGAUUUGGCGCUACAUAAAUAAAACUGAAUUGAAAUGAAUUCAAUAUGUUUCUCAGGAGCUGGUGGAGACCAAAGCAGAGCUAAAAGGAGACUGAAUAUUGGACUUAGAUUUAUCAGGUUGAAGCAAACAUAACUCGCAUAGGAUGCUCUGUGUCUGCUGAAUGUAGAAGUUUAUCAUACGUCUGCUAACUGGUUUAUAAAGUGGGAAGGUGGUUGCUGUGUAUCUUUCAGUUUGACGAUUCUCUAUCUGGUGGCAAAAAGUUAUUCAAUGCAGGGUUUACAGUAGUUGGCGGUUAUGUGGGAGUAUUGCUGAGAACAAAUAACUGAAAAUGUUGGCAGUGAACGUUUGGCAGACAUGUACAAUAAGAACAUUUUUCAAUUAAAAACUAGCUAUCGGCAUGGUUUGACGUUUCCCCCAAAAACAUAAGCAUUUCAAAUAGUUCUAUAUGAACAAAAUUCUUACAGUAUUGUGAUUUUAGCAAAUUCGUCCCCCUAAAGUGUCCUCAAUACAUUAAAGGACCGGUGAGUAGGAUUUAGUCACAUCUACUGUUGAGGUUGCUGAUUGCAACUAACUGAAUCCCUUUCCCUCUCCCCUUGCAACCAUGUAGGAGAACCAACAGUGGCCGCAAAAAUGGCAAAAGGCCCUGUCUUGAUUUGUUUGUCCAUUCUGGGCUACUGUAGAAAGAUGAUGGUGCUACAUAAUGGGCUCCAAGAGGACCCACUCCCUAUGUAGAUAUAAAAGGGUUAUUGUAAGAUAACGAAAACACAGCAAUUCUUAUUUUCAGUUGAUUAUACACUAAUAAAGACAUACCUUUGAAUAUUAUAUUCAGUUUCUGCCAGUAGAUCCUCCUAAAUCUCACACACUGGUCCUUUUAAAUGCAUUUUGAGCAGAUUUUAAGUUCUGAUAAUCUAUUUGCUUUAUUAUCCUGUAAAACUGAAACAUGCUUGUAGCGGCAGCAGGUAUUACUAAAAAGCUGCUGCAAAAUGAAAUGUUCAGUGUUUUGUCAUGGCAACCAAAGAAAUCCUGAGGGAGGAGUGUAUGUACUGUAUGUAUGUAAAUAAUGUAUAUUAAGUGUGUCUGUAUAUGAAUGUAGGAAUAAAGCCAAGCAUGUCUGUUUGUUAUAUAUAACACAUGAAACAUGAUUUACAAUCUCAAGACAAUCUUUUGGAUAUUAGUCAGCAUAGUUGUGAUACUGAAAAUGAUGGUGGUGAUGAUGAUGAUGAUGGUGGUGGUGAUGAUGAUGGUGAUGAUGAUGACAAAAGAUAAAGACUAUCAUUUUUACAAAUUUUAAAAAGUGGAUUAUUUGCACAUCUUAGAGACAACUUAAAUGAAAAUGUACCAGACAAAACUCACGCACACUUUCAGUUGCACUUAAUUCUAUUCAAUAAAAAGUUAUA
Molecule: messenger RNA, 5141 nt
Organism: Scomber scombrus (Atlantic mackerel)
Lineage: Eukaryota; Metazoa; Chordata; Actinopteri; Scombriformes; Scombridae
Gene: arhgef3
Product: Rho guanine nucleotide exchange factor (GEF) 3
Exons: 11
Coding region: 431-2509 (692 amino acids)
Biological process (GO): positive regulation of Rho protein signal transduction; intracellular signal transduction
Molecular function (GO): guanyl-nucleotide exchange factor activity
Source: RefSeq, a predicted model, not a curated record